Molecule: messenger RNA, 1920 nt
Organism: Penicillium longicatenatum
Lineage: Eukaryota; Fungi; Ascomycota; Eurotiomycetes; Eurotiales; Aspergillaceae
Product: RibD family protein
Exons: 1
Coding region: 1-1920 (639 amino acids)
Biological process (GO): riboflavin biosynthetic process
Molecular function (GO): 5-amino-6-(5-phosphoribosylamino)uracil reductase activity
Source: RefSeq, a predicted model, not a curated record
AUGGACCAUGCCUCCCACGCGUCAGACGCGGGAUCACCACCGGUGACGUCUGGAAGCGGUUCGACGUCACUGCAAAAUGAAGAAGCGCAAACUCGAGACGAAGUGAAAAAUACAGACACAGAGCCCAACCCGGUACCGAGUUCUCGAGAAGUUGUGAUGGACCAAGACCCUCCAGAGGACCCUCCACAAGCCGAAGAUACCUCAACCCCCGUGGAUUUGACCGGCGCGUUGGAGAAGCAAGCCCAGCGGGGCGAUGCAAAUGGUCUACCGCAACCUCAGAGCGCAACCGAUAAUAUCAGCGGCAACGAGCCAAGACCCUCGGGUGGAAAGCCUGCGGAUAGCCUGUUCGAUAACCCGCCGAACCUAUCGAGAAUUCGUAGGCUCCUGUUCGAGUGCAAUGACCCCAUUGAGAUCACACAGGAGGAGUUUGAAACAUAUUGGCCAUUCAUUGACAAUGUCUGGGUUAAGCAAAGAUCAAAUGCCAGCAAGGAAGGGCUCUGCACUUCUGACUAUUACAUGUGCCGAUUACGGCGCCCUACGCAUCGCCCAUCAGAGACUCGACCACCCCUACCAGAGGGCAAGCGUCCCCGAAAGAAACGGUCCCGAGAAGGAGGUACCUGCAACUUUCAAAUUAAAGUUGUCCGAUUUGAAGGCGCAUAUUCAGCCGUCACCAUCUCAAGAACUCCGGGAAGUGACACUACCCACACGCACGAUCUCGACUAUAGCGACCGCGUGAAGCGUAACUCCGGGGUUAUGGAAUUUGUACGACGAGAGUCAGUGAAAGGGUAUCUCCCCUCGUCGAUAUACGCCAAAUUUCAAGAAGAGCCCGAGAAGCUCCAUGAAGCUGGAGGCCGCUCUCUCACAGUGACCGAUGUGCGCAAUGUCGCGGCCAAAUGGCGCAUACAGAACCCGGAAGUUCAGCUUGUUCCUCAUGAGGGAUACGAAUAUCAAAAAGGCCAGGGCAUUAUCAAGUCUGCAACAGCCAAUGGUAUCAAUGAAACAUCGCGACCACAGCCGCAAACGCAACUACCACUGCAAGUGCAUCCUACUGUUCCAGCACUGUCACCUCAGUUGCCGCCAGAUACCCUCGCCUUCCCCCAAUUCUCCCUAGACUUCCUCGAGCCAUAUCUGCCUAACUUAUCUACCCACCACUCUGAGAAAAGCGAAUUUCCACACGUCACUUUAUCCUACGCGUCAUCAAUGGACUCGAAGAUUUCUCUUCGUGCCGGGAUGCAGACUGUGCUUUCUGGACCCGAGGCCAAGGUGAUGACGCACUACCUCCGAUCGCGCCACGAUGCAAUCCUCAUUGGCGUCGGGACCGUACUAGCAGACAAUCCAGGUUUGAACUGUCGCCUUGAAGGCGCUGGAGGCUUCGGAGGCCUGGGUAGAAUGUGGCAACCUCGCCCGGUAGUCAUUGAUCCCACGGGACGAUGGCCGAUCCAUCCAGAUGACCGGAUGCUCCGCACUGCCGUCGAAGGGAAAGGUAGGGCCCCUUGGGUGGUAGUUUCGCCAGGAGCUCCAAUUAACUCUGAUCGACUCAUGAUGCUCAAGGGCUACGGAGGUGACUUUCUGCGAAUUGUGGAAUACAACCGGGACUGGCGCUUACGCUGGGAAGCGAUUCUUCGAGCUCUCGCCUCCGAGGGAAUCAAGAGCGUCAUGAUUGAAGGAGGUGGGACCGUUCUGAACGAGCUGUUGAAUCCGGAGUAUACCAACUUCAUCGACUCUAUAAUCGUGACAGUAGCUCCUACCUACCUUGGUCAUGGGGGUGUUGGGGUCAGUCCCGAGUCUAAGCUGGAUCCUCAAGGUAAUCCCAAUGCUGCCUUGAAUCCACGCGACGUCAAAUGGACACCACUAGGGCAGAAUGUCAUCAUGUGUGGUAAGAUCCGCCCACAAAAUAUGAGAGUUGGUGCUCCCCCUUAG